Messenger RNA from Necator americanus (New World hookworm), 1404 nucleotides. RefSeq lists its product as uncharacterized. NCBI's taxonomy places the organism in Eukaryota, Metazoa, Nematoda, Chromadorea, Rhabditida, Ancylostomatidae. Bases 1 to 1404 code for a protein of 467 amino acids. The transcript has 11 exons. The record is from RefSeq and is a predicted model, not a curated record.
AUGUACGAGGGUGUGGAGCGGAUUAUCCUUGACCAACUCAUUAAACAUCGCGAAAAAACAACGAGCGACGAGCAAGCUGGCUUUCAUCCUGGCCGAUCUGCGAUUGACCAGCCUACGGACUACGCCUACGCCCUGAUAAAUGCAAGCAGAUAUGGAUCUCUUCGAGACCUCGAACGGGAAUCAGGGUGGACGGACUCGACUCGACUAGAACUCGCUGAUGAGUUGUUACCUGGGCUGUACGCUCAAGAACAACGGAGAUGGACAGAUCCCCUUGUUCAAUGGGUUCUGAUGAGUUUGUCGGGUUCGAUCUGGAAGAAGCCACCUGGCCGAAAACGGAAGUUCUGGGCUGAAGUGAUGAAAGAGGACCUGAGGACACUCGGCGUGAAUAGGCAGUUCAGGCGAGACGUAAGGUUUCGCAGAAUAUGGGAUAGCGACGAAUGGAUUGAUUCUGUGCAAGCUGUCGCAGAAGAACGAGAAGACUCAGUAAGAACACAAAAACAGCAUACAUCCGCUCAAAUAAACAGAAGGAGAAGAAGCCACAACAGCUACGAAGUGCGAAAUUCAACAGAUUGGUUGGACAGAGAUCACGCGACAUCAACAACAACAACAACAUUAUCAACAACAUCAAUAGCAACUUCUGUUGCAAAACCACCAGAAGGCACAGGAUCAACCACAUCAACAAAUGCCGAUAACUCAACCACACCCAGCAGCUUUACAUUGAUGGAAACGACCAUCGUAAAUCCGACUACAUAUGCCCGAUCAAAAUCACCAAGAGCCGCAUCAACAGCCGCAAAUGAGUUGCUGUUCUUUCUGGGAAUAGUAGCUAUCUGCUUAGUCAUCAUAGUUCUUAUGAUUAUAUGGGUGGAAAUUAGGAAAGAUAAAUACGCUCAGAGAAGGAAAAAAUCUAAUGACAAAAUCGAACCACAUCAUUUUAAUGAUUACAGCGCGGACGAAGAAAGACGAGUUGAACAUUUCGACAAUAACGUUUUGCGUACUGCCGAACUCGUGUCACCAGUUCCUGUCGUUGACCCAGUCACUGCUGAUGCAAAUCGAAAGCGUGGCGAACAGGAGGCUCCUACCACUACAUCUCAACCCUCUACUGAAGUACCUCGUGAAGUUGAAACAACUUCUCUUGCUAAAAGAAAGAGUGAUAAACAGAAUGAAGGCCGGUUAGCUUCAUGUCAGCGUGAAUCACAUCAAGCUUAUGUUGUUUCGACAGUCCCCUUGGUACAUCUACGCCUAUUCCGAUCUUACAGAGUACGGAGUGUAGUUUUCACACGGGCUAAGAACGGCAAGGGCCAAAGACACAUUGCUCCGACACUUCAACAUAGCCAAUUCAAUAUGUUGAAGCCUCUGCAAGGUUUACCGCCUCACCGUAGUAGCGUGGAGGUGACUGAGCGAUGA